CCAGGCGUUUGCAAAAGCGUCUUCGCUUCGCCGCUCAUCAUGGCUGAUAACGUGCGGCCCAGCAGUUUUUAGCUUUGCAAUGCUGGAGCGAAAAUCUGCUGCUAUGUUAAGAAACUGAUUGUUUUGUUAUCGGCCCAGAAACGGACUUUUUGGAGCUCGAAGAGAAGGAGUAGUUAUUGAUCACUGCACUUCGCAUAUGAAUACCAAAAAGACACUUGACAUGGGAGACGUUUUGACUUAUGAAGCGGAUUUACUGGGGAUGGUUAAGGAGUACCUGAGGUUUGGUGAAUUUGAAGAAACUCUUAAACUGUUUGAGAAAGAGUGCAAAAUGAAGGGGAAGCCAUCUCCAAGAUCUUCAGGGAACCUUCUGAAGGAUGCUAAAGUGUUAGCCGUGCAGCAGGACCUCUUAUCUUCCUUUGAUGAUGGAGAUGUGAAGGUCUUCUUCGAGCUCUGGAAUGCGCACAUUCCCACCGACAUCCGAGACUUUGACCCAGUUGCCCAGAAAUUGGAGUUCUACAUUCAGAUCCAUUUCGCCAUCUUCCCUUUGAAACACUCCCUGGGAAGAUCCGACAGGGUUAACUUUGAGGAACGGAUCACACACUUCAAGCACUACCUGGAGACCAGAGGAGCGACGCUAAGCCAGACCACUGAGUUCCUGCCCUUUUAUGCCCUGCCUUUUGUGCCCAAUCCAGUGGCACAUCCCUCAUUCAAAGGCCUCUUCCAGGAGUCCUGGAUGCCAGAGCUGAAAAGAAAGCUAGAAAGGUUUUUGUCUGUGACCCUGAAAGCCUCCGGGACUCCGAGGCUGCUUACUUUGUAUAAGGAAGGCGGGAAGGACAACAAAGUGGGGUUGCGACAGCUGCAGCUGCAACUGGCCGAUGCAGAGAGAAGGGCGACCAGCUACAUGAAGAAGUUUGGCAAGAUGCAGACCGACUACCACAACCUCAUUGGCGUCACCGCCGAGCUGGUGGACUCCCUGGAAGCCACAGUCAGUGGGAAAAUGAUCUCCCCGGAAUACCUGCAGAAUGUGUGCGUUCGACUUUUCAGUGGCCAGAUGAGGCGGAGCAGUGCGCAGAGCGUGGAUUUCACCAGACCCGGCACUGGAUAUUUCUCUAUGAGCCCUUAUGACAAUGAUGAUGGAUAUGCCUCAUCCCUGCUGAGAGCAUCCGUUGCACCUCCCAAGCCUAAAGAUGUGCCGUUGCUACCGUCUCUGGACUAUGAAAGGCUGAAGAGGGACCUGAGCGGCGGCACGGACAGGCUGAAAGCGCUGCUGCUGCAGGCGCUGCGAUGGAGGCUGACUCGAUCCCUUCCCGGUGAGCAGAGGGACACGGUGCUGCAGGCCUUUAUUGCGAACGAUCUCCUGGAUCGCCACACAAAUGGCCAGAAAGGUGUCCUACAUCUGAUGAAGUCGAGCGACGAGGUUGUCAGGCAGUACACGGCACGGCUGCUUAACGCCUUUGCUUCCCUCUCUGAAGGACGCAUGUACCUCUCAGACAUCCCUUCCCUGAUGAAAAUUUUGGAACGUUCUUUGAAGACUGAGAGGAAGGAUUCAGUGACGAGGGAGAAUGUUCUAGGUGCUUUGCAGAAGCUCAGUCUCAGGAGGCCUCAGCAGUCGGCCAUGAUCGAGCACGGGCUGAUCUCCUGGCUGGUGGAUGAGCUGCAGGAGCCGGACAGUCUGUCAGACUAUACUCUGGAGUACUCCGUGGCCCUGCUCAUGAACCUCUGCUUACGAAGCCAAGGCAGGAGGAAGUGUGCCGAGAGAGCUGACCAAGUACUGAGGAUCCUCACAGAUCUCCUGGGACACGAAAACGAUGAGAUCCGGCCGUACGUGAAUGGCGCUCUGUACAGCAUCCUGGGCAUCCCUGCUGUGAGGGCCAAAGCCAGGGAGAUGAGCCUGGAAGAGAUACUGCGCUGCUACGCUAAGGAGGGAAAUCCUGAGCUGAGCCGGCAGAUAGAGUUCAUCAUCAAGCAGCUCAAUUCAGGGGAAGCAUCUGAAGAUGGACCUGAAUCGGAUGAUGAAGAGGAAGAGGAUGAUGACGAGGAAGAUGCAUUGGAGGCAGACCUCGACAAAGAGGAGGUGCUUCAGCUGGAGCUCGAGGAGCUCUCAGGAGAAUUGCUCCUCACCACGGAGUACCUAGGGAUCAUGACCAAUGUGGUCAGAUCCAAGAGGAGGACAGCUACCCCACUGGGCCAGAGCAUCGACGAACCUCUUCAACGGCCAGUGACCCCCAGCUCACACCGAAAUGUCUACAUGGUGGACUUUCGUGCAGGCAGUAACUUCCAGCCCCCGCUGUCCCGCCGGAGGAGCAAGGACAGCCUGCCCUGCACUGACUCCCGGCCCCCGACUCGCAGCAGCAGUACAAACUCUGUGCACCCAUCGCUGGCCAUGGACUCGGAGAGUGAGCGCUCCUCUCAGGAGUUCGGUUUGAGCCGGCGCUUUGACGCCCCUCCCCAGCUGGCAGGGGGGGGGUACACUGGCAGCUUCAGCAGGUCUGGUAUUGCUGAAUGGCUUAUGGACUUAUUAUACUGGAAUGCUGUUACGUCUGGAGUGAUGACAUUCCCAGCUCCGACUUUCAGCCUCCAAGCGAUCAUAUUCCUGGAUUCACUAGCCGGCCAAAAAUUCCCCGGACUCCAGACAACGAUGGAACAAGUCCCCGUAGGCCCCGAGCCUUGGCCCCAGCCUCAGCCCCCGCUCCUACAUUCUCAUCAUCGGGCCCACAGCAGGCCAGCAGACCCAGUUCUGCUAAUUCUCUGGGCAGGAGCAACAGACAUAGUCAUCAGUUGUCAAGGAAGUGAAGGUGUACCUUUCACCAUGAGUGUCCAUCCGUUCUCACCAGAAGAUGCUCCAACUUCCUGUGACUCAGAAGGUCCAAUAAGCGGCUCCUCAACAUCAAGAUACUGUAAAUCUUUUGGCUCUAGCACCACAACAUUUGAAACGCAUUCAAUUGAGAUCCAAGAGCAUGCAGUCAACACCAGUAAUCAAACAAGUGCCUUUUAUAUUUUGCUGGAAUAAAAUGCUUGCGUGCAGUUUCAGAAUUUUCCUUCAUUUGCUGACCACACUCCCAUUGUUUUGUAUGACAUUGGCUUUGAUUUUACUGACCUCAUUUUAAGGUGAAUAAUCAGUGAAUGUCUGUUAUAAUAAUGUUGUGUGGAGUGCAAGACUUUGAUGCUAUUCUAAAAAGACCUGCUAAUUGCACAUUUUUGAUCCAUCCAAAUGAUUUCUGAAAUCUCUCUCUUGUCAGAAGUCAGUAUAUUGGGUUCGGCUUGGUGGUGCAGACAUGUGGUUGCUUUGGUGACAUUGUCCUUUCCCCCGUGACCUGCCUGAAUUCCUCUUUGUGAUGCCUCUAUGAUUGUUAGCUCACUUUUCUCCUCGCUGCUGCCUGCUGGAGGGAAGCUUGCCCUGAAAAAAUUAUUGUAUAUGUUCUCUGUCUGUCUGUCUGUUCCACUCAAACAUUGUUUAAAAAAAAUGAGUGAAGUAUUCAGAUAUGCAGUCUCCCUUUAACAGUAUUUUCUAGUUUUUUAUUUUUGUUUGCAUGUUCUCCCCGUGUCAUCAUGGGGUUUCCUCUGGGUCCUCCAGUUUCUCUCCCCCCCACUGUCCAAAAACAUGCUGAGGUGACUUGGAGUGCGAAGGUUUGGUAUCCCAUCCUGGUUUGCUUCCUGCAUUGUGCCCAUAGCUUCUGCGACAGGCUCCAGACCCCCCGCAACCCUGCAUAGGACAAGUAGCUAUGGAUGGAUGUUUACAUUUUUUACAAGUGUUCUGUAUUUUUCCAAAAGCUUAAGGACACAUUUGAUAUUAAUUUAUUGACCAGCUUCUGCAAAGGGCGGAUAUAGACAUAUCAGACAAAUUAAGUCUUGCUAUUUUUUGCAGCCUGACUUGUUUUCAGCUUAAUUCAAUUCCACACAAUUCUUUAUGGUCCUUAUGUUCACCUGGUAGUCAUGCAAUAUUUAAUCUUCGUUUUCAUUUAGCUAUGCUUUAUACUAGUGGUAACAAAAUAAGAAUGAUGUAAUUUGUUAUUUCUGUGACCUUUGCAUUUGCAUAUUGUUUUUUCAGUCCUUCAUUCUGCAUUUCCAGAAACAACAUUUCUACAUGUAAUUCUUAUUAUACUCUACCUUUGAUUUUUACAGUAUGGGAAGGUUAUACUUUGGUAUUAUAAGUUGCCCUAGCAUUACCAUAAUUGCUAGACCUCGUUAUAUGUGUGUUUGUGUGAGAGAGACUUUUCUUUGUGUUGCAUUUUAUUUCUGAUGUAUUGAAUAGUUAUUUUUGUACAAGUGAUAAAUUUGUGGCGUGAAAAA
Messenger RNA from Brienomyrus brachyistius, 4290 nucleotides. RefSeq names its product lisH domain-containing protein ARMC9. Gene Ontology annotation, cellular component: ciliary tip; ciliary basal body; centriole. The record is from RefSeq and is a predicted model, not a curated record. Gene Ontology annotation, biological process: cilium assembly. Gene Ontology annotation, molecular function: protein binding. The transcript has 27 exons. Bases 197 to 3010 code for a protein of 937 amino acids. Lineage: Eukaryota; Metazoa; Chordata; Actinopteri; Osteoglossiformes; Mormyridae.